This is a messenger RNA of Lotus japonicus, 2020 nucleotides long. Its product is annotated as protein NRT1/ PTR FAMILY 4.3-like. The transcript has 5 exons. NCBI's taxonomy places the organism in Eukaryota, Viridiplantae, Streptophyta, Magnoliopsida, Fabales, Fabaceae. Bases 133 to 1914 code for a protein of 593 amino acids. Gene Ontology annotation, cellular component: membrane. The record is from RefSeq and is a predicted model, not a curated record. Gene Ontology annotation, molecular function: transmembrane transporter activity. Gene Ontology annotation, biological process: transmembrane transport; oligopeptide transport.
AGUACCACACAUAUUGCUUUGCGGGUAUACAUCCACUUUCCAUUUCACUAUAAAUCAAGGAGCUAACUAUGUUGAUCCAUCCAUCCAUCAAGUAAGACAAGGCAAAAAAAUAACUUGUAUCAUUUCACAACAAUGCCUAACAAAGCAGAAGUCAGCAACACCACCCCAUCCGCCGUUGAAACUCUUGAUUGGAGAGGCAGACCCUCUCAUCCUUACAAACAUGGUGGAAUAAGACCUGCUGCCUUUCUUCUUGGGUUGCAAGCAUUUGAAAUAAUGGCAAUAGCUGCGGUUGGAAACAACCUCAUAACUUACGUCUUCAAUGAGAUGCACUUCUCUCUGUCCCAAUCUGCCAACGUUGUCACCAACUUUGUUGGCACUAUCUUUCUCCUUGCCCUCCUUGGUGGCUAUCUCUCUGACUCUUUUCUUGGGAGCUUCUGGACCAUCCUUAUCUUUGGUUUUGUUGAACUCUCUGGUUUCAUAUUACUCUCAGUCCAAGCUCAUCUCCCUCAGUUGAAGCCACCACCGUGCAAUAUGCUAAUUACUGAUGAUGGAGGAGAACACUGCACAGAAGCAAAAGGUUUCAAGGCCAUGAUAUUCUUUUUGGCAAUAUACUUGGUGGCAUUGGGGAGUGGCUGUGUCAAGCCCAACAUGAUUGCUCACGGAGGAGACCAGUUCAAUCAGGAAGACCCCAAGCAGCUAAACCAGCUCUCAACUUACUUCAACGCUGCUUACUUUGCAUUCUCUUUGGGAGAACUUGUUGCCCUCACUAUUCUUGUUUGGAUUCAAACUCAUUCUGGAAUGGACGUGGGCUUCGGGAUCUCAGCAGCUGUCAUGGCAAUGGGACUGAUAAGCUUGAUUUCUGGAACCUUUUAUUACAGGAACAAGCCCCCACAAGGCAGCAUCUUAACCCCUAUUGCUCAAGUUCUUGUGGCUGCAUUUUUUAAAAGAAAGCAUAUUUAUCCAUCUAACCCCCAAAUGCUUCAUGGAGAUCAAAACAAUGUCGGUCAGGUUCAUACUGAUAAGUUUAGGUUCUUGGACAAAGCUUGUAUCAGAGUUGAAGAGGCUGGGAGUAACACAAAGGAAAGCUCAUGGAGGUUGUGCAGUGUUGGGCAAGUUGAGCAAGUGAAGAUAUUGCUAUCAGUUAUUCCCAUUUUUUCUUGCACCAUAGUUUUCAACACAAUCUUAGCACAACUCCAAACAUUCUCAGUACAACAAGGGAGUGCCAUGGACACCCAUCUCACAAAGUCCUUUCACAUUCCUCCUGCGUCGCUACAAUCCAUUCCUUACAUUUUGCUCAUCAUUGUAGUCCCUCUCUACGACACCUUCUUCGUACCAUUUGCCAGAAGAAUAACAGGCCAUGAAUCUGGAAUCUCGCCUUUAAGACGAAUAGGCUUUGGCCUUUUUCUGGCUACCUUUUCCAUGGUUUCUGCAGCUCUAUUGGAGAAGAAGAGAAGGGAUGAAGCCUUGAACCAUAACAAAACAUUGUCCAUUUUUUGGAUCACCCCACAAUUCUUGAUCUUUGGGUUGUCAGAGAUGUUUACAGCUGUUGGCCUCAUUGAGUUCUUCUACAAACAGUCCAUGAAAGGGAUGCAGGCAUUCUUGACAGCCAUCACAUAUUGCUCCUACUCAUUUGGGUUUUAUUUGAGUUCAAUUUUGGUUUCAUUGGUGAAUAAGAUCACUUCAAAUGGUUCUUCAAAUGGUGGUUGGCUCCACCACAACAAUCUCAACCAAGAUAGGCUUGAUCUUUUCUAUUGGUUAAUGGCAGUCUUAAGCUUCCUCAACUUUCUCAGCUAUCUAUUCUGGUCCAAUUGGUAUUCUCACGGUUCCACCAAAUCCCAAGCUGAAUCUAACACCAAGGAAAACAAUCCAUGCGGCCAGGGCUCUAAAUACUUUGAAGAUCACAAUGUUCCAUAGCAACUUAAUGUUACUCUAAAUAAAUUUACAUAUCUUUAGACUUUAGUUUUCUUGUACUAUUGUAAAUAUAAAGCUAUGAAAAAUUCUGCAUACUUUUUUAUUUGAA